Molecule: messenger RNA, 240 nt
Organism: Mixia osmundae IAM 14324
Lineage: Eukaryota; Fungi; Basidiomycota; Mixiomycetes; Mixiales; Mixiaceae
Exons: 3
Coding region: 1-240 (79 amino acids)
Source: RefSeq, a predicted model, not a curated record
AUGGGCGGGGGCAACGGUGCUAAGAGCGCAGAGGCUCGCAAGAGAGCAGAAGCCAAGGCCAAGUCAAACGCGGGUGGCAAGAGCCAGCUCAAGUCGAACGCCGCAUCUCUGACCAUACAGUGCAAGACCUGUCUGCAGACGUUCCAGCAGACGACAAAAGCUCCCAUGCUCGAGGAACACGCGCAAAACAGACACAGCAAAGGACUCAAAGACUGCUUCCCAACCUUCGUCACUGCAUGA